AUGAGUGGACGGGUCAGGACCGCACCGAGUGGGAGCGCCAUUGAUCUGGAUCCGGUUAUCCUGCCACCAGAUCACGCGUACACUCGACUCAUGCUCCAACACCUCCACGAUAUCUGUGGUCACCAAGGACAGGCUCAGGUAGCCAGCGAGAUCCGCCGACAGUACUGGAUACCGGGACUACGUACUGCGGUGCGGCGCACAUGGUCCGUUUGCCAACGCUGUAAGAAUGAUCGCUCCAAGCCGAUACCUCCGCAGAUGGGCAACUUGCCCGAGGGGAGAACAGCUGCUUUCGUCCGCCCGUUUACGCACUGUGGUUUGGAUUACUUCGGGCCUCUGCAAGUGACAGUUGGCAGGAGACGUGAGAAGCGGUAUGGUGCUAUCUUUACAUGUCUCACCACGCGAGCAGUUCAUCUUGAGAUCGCUCAUAACCUAACGACCGACAGCGCUAUCAUGGCGAUCCGAAGAAUGGCCAGUCGACGAGGCUACCCGGGAGUCCUGUACUCUGACAAUGGCACCAAUUUCCAUGGCGCCGAGAGAGAGAUGCAUGAGGCCUUGCAAGACCUUGACCGGGAGAAGAUUACGGGAUUCCUGACGCCGAAGGGAGUGGAGUGGCGUUUCAACCCGCCAGCAAGUCCGCACAUGGGUGGAGCCUGGGAGCGACUCGUUUGCUCUGUGAAAACCGCCCUGAGUGCAGUGUUACACGAGAGGUCUCCUAAAGAGGAAGUCUUAACGACCCUGUUCGCUGAAGUCGAAGCAACCCUGAACAGCCGCCCGUUAACUCAUGUAUCAUGCGACCCAAAGUACGAGGACAGCCUGACCCCGAACCAUUUUCUGCUUGGGACACCAGCUCAGACGCACCCACCAGGACUCUUCACGGAAGAUGACCUCUGUCUCAGGAAGCAGUGGCGCAUAGCACAGACCCUCGCAGCCCACUUUUGGCGACGCUGGCUAAAAGAAUACCUGCCCUGCCUCCAAAGGAGGACGAAAUGGCAUGGUGCCGAUCCAAGACCUGUGAAGCCUGACGACAUUGUUGUGAUCGCCGAUGGAAGCCUGCCGAGAGGCACUUGGCCGAAGGGACGUGUUACUGCUGUCUAUCCCGGCCCAGACGGACGAGUGCGAGUAGCAGAUGUGCAGACGCAGACCGGCACCCUCCGACGACCUGUCAGUAAGAUCUGCGUCCUGGAUGUCCGACGAUAG
Molecule: messenger RNA, 1197 nt
Organism: Sycon ciliatum
Lineage: Eukaryota; Metazoa; Porifera; Calcarea; Leucosolenida; Sycettidae
Exons: 1
Coding region: 1-1197 (398 amino acids)
Biological process (GO): DNA integration
Molecular function (GO): nucleic acid binding
Source: RefSeq, a predicted model, not a curated record